AUGAUUGGUGCCUGGGCGCAGGCAUCCUGGCUGCCUGCCACUCCGCUAGGCUCCCCUGGGCGCCGUUGUGCCAACACAAGGCGUCCGAGCCUCCAGUCGAGUGAGGCUGCAAUCGACCCCGCUGGAGGCUGUGCUGUCCGCACUCCGAUUGCGAACGAUGCAUGGGUACGAAAUUCACGACACUCGACAUGCGCUCGGCGGCCGUGGCCCACUAUGGAAGGGCUCGGCAUUGCGGCCAAUGUCAUCGCGGUCGUGGACCUGUCCGUUAAAGUCACUGACUGGUGUGCCGAGUACUGCAAGUCCGUCAAGAAUGCCAAGGAUGACAUUGUCCGAUUCCGCCUGGAAGUGAUCGGGCUCCUGACUGCUGCGAAUGGCGUCAAGGAGCUACUGGCUGGGCCAAGUAGGGAAAGACUCAAAGCAUCGCAGCAGCUAUGCAACUCCGUCCAGCACUCCGAGUCCGAACUCCAAGCGGUGUACGAGCGGCUUCGCCCAACGUCGGCACGUGAGAUAUUUACACGGCUUGGGCUCCGAACCCUUAGAUGGCCGUUCCAGGGCAAAGAAGUCGAAAAGAUCAUGCAAAGCAUUGCGCGAUGCACGCAGGCGAUCAAUCUUGCCCUGCAAGUCGAUCAGACGUACGAAGGUCUGGCCAAAACUACGACUGUGGAGACUGUGCUCAAUCGACUCGAGUCUGAAGUUGCCAAGGGUGCUUCAUUCGACUCUCGCGCUGAGGAGCAUCAUGCGACAUGCCUACAGGAAACUCGUGUCGACCUCCUGCAACAAGUAUCAGAGUGGGCUCACGAUCCUAGGGCCGAGGAUGUUUUUUGGCUCAACGGCAUGGCGGGUACUGGAAAGUCGACCAUAGCUCGGACAGUCGCCCGUGAUCUAGCCCACAAUCAUCGUCUUGGCGCUAGUUUCUUCUUCAAGAGAGGCGAGACUGAUCGAGCCGGCAUGUCCAAGCUUUUCCCUACGCUUGCAGCCGACUUGGCGAGUAACAUACCCACGAUUGCUCCGCAUUUGAAGGACGCCAUUGAAACUUGCCCCGGCAUCCUGAGAAAGUCGGCACAUGAGCAGUUUGACAAGCUCAUCCGGCAGCCGCUUUCAAUGCUUGCCUCUGAUUCGUCGAGUCCAAUACCCAUCGUCGUCCUCGACGCGCUGGAUGAAUGUGAGGAUGAAGAAGACAUCAAGUUGAUGUUUCGUCUCUUGUCCCGUGCCGCAAAGGGGCAGUCGGCGCGACUGAAGGUGUUUCUAACAAGCAGACCAGAGUUGCCAAUACGGCUCGGCUUCAAAGGAAUGGAUGGCAAGUAUCAAAACUUGAGGCUUCAUGAGAUAUCGCAACAUGUGAUCACCCAUGACAUAACAAUCUUUAUCCAUGAGGAGCUGCAGAGAAUCCGACGCGAGUACAAUUCGACGGUCCGGGAGGAGCGACAGCUAUCGGGUGGAUGGCCAGGCGCCUCCGAAUUGGUAACUCUUGUUCACAUGGCAAUCCCUCUAUUUAUUGUCGCUGCCACCGUGUGCCGUUUUAUCGGUGAUCGGAGGCUUGGAUCACCCGACAAACAACUUACCAAGGUCCUUCUUCGAGCAAGUGUAGAAGGCUCACAACUUGCUGCAACGUACCUCCCUGUUUUGGAAAACAUGGUCGAUGGGAGGACCUUACACCAAAGAGAGGAAAGUGUACGAGCGUUUCGAAUUAUUGUCGGUGGCAUUGUCGUCCUUGCGAGCCCCCUAUCAGUACCAGCACUAGCCCAAAUUCUCGGUGUCUCCAAAGAGGACAUUGAAGACAAAUUGGACAUGCUACACUCAGUACUCAGUAUCCCGGAAACGGCAGAGGCACCAGUACGGCUGCUUCAUCUAUCCUUUCGCGACUUUCUAAUGGAACCAGGUCAACGAGCAGAGAAUCCGUUUUGGGUAGACGAGAAAGAGACCCACCAGGUGAUGGCGGCGCACUCCCUGCGUGUGCUUGAAUGCCUGCAGCAAGACAUGUGCGAUAUCAAAGCUCCUGGGACGUUUCGGUCGGCUAUCGGACAACAUAGAAUUGAGGCCUCUAUUCCGCCAGCUGUUCAAUAUGCCUCUGUGUACUGGGUCUAUCACUUGCGGAACGGAGGCGAGCCUUCUCGCCAUUGCCGCCAGGUCAUGUCCUUUUUGGAGCGCCAUUUCCUCCAUUGGAUAGAAUCAUUAAGCCUCAUAGGCAGAUCCAGGGAGAGCGUCCAUCUUGUUGGGGCAUUGCAACUACUCUACAAGGUUCGCAGUGACGACGGGCACAAAGAACUGGCUGAAUUCCUUGAUGAUGCAAUGCGUUUCAUCCAAGCAUAUAGUUUCGCCAUCGAGAACACGCCACUUCAAGUGUAUUCCUCCCUCCUUGUCUUUUCGCCAAGCAGGAGCAAAAUUCGCGCUACAUUCGGAAGCCAGAUCCCGCGAUGGAUAUCUCUACGGCCGACGGUAAAUGACAAUUGGGGACUAUGCAUGCAGACGCUCGAGGGCCAUGAUGACCUGGUCAGCUCGGUGGCCUUCUCGAUCGAUUCGACGCUCGUGGCGUCGGGCUCUCACGACAAGACGAUCCGGCUCUGGCGCGUGGCCACGGGCGAGUGCGUGCAGACGCUCGAGGGCCAUGACCAAUCGGUCAGCUCGGUGGCCUUCUCGAUCGAUUCGACGCUCGUAGCGUCGGGCUCCCACGACAAGACGAUCCGGCUCUGGCGCGUGGCCACGGGCGAGUGCGUGCAGGCGCUGGAGGGCCAUGAUAACUGGGUCAGCUCGGUGGUCUUCUCGGCCGAUUCGGCGCUCGUGGUGUCGGGCUCUCACGACAAGACGAUCCGGCUCUGGCAUGUGGCCACGGGCGAGUGCGUGCAGACGCUCGAGGGCCAUGGCCACCCGGUCAGGUCGGUGGCCUUCUCGAUCGAUUCGACACUCGUGGCGUCGGGCUCUUGGGACAAGACGAUCCGGCUCUGGCGCGUGGCCACGGGCGAGUGCAUGCAGACGCUCGAGGGCCAUGAUGACCUGGUCAGCUCGGUGGCCUUCUCGAUCGAUUCGACGCUCGUGGCGUCGGGCUCUCGCGACAAGACGAUCCGGCUCUGGCGCGUGGCCUCGGGCGAGUGCGUGCAGACGCUGGAGGGCCAUGGCCACCCGGUCAGCUCAGUGGCCUUCUCGAUCGAUUCGACGCUCGCAGCGUCGGGCUCUUGGGACAAGACGAUCCGGCUCUGGCGCGUGGCCACGGGCGAGUGCGUGCAGACGCUCGAGGGCCAUGAUAACUGGGUCAGCUCGGUGGUCUUCUCGGCCGAUUCGGCGCUCGUGGUGUCGGGCUCUCACGACAAGACGAUCCGGCUCUGGCGUGUGGCCACGGGCGAGUGCGUGCAGACGCUGGAGGGCCAUGAUAACUGGGUCAGCUCGGUGGUCUUCUCGAUCGAUUCGACGUUCGUAGCGUCGGGCUCUCACGACAAGACGAUCCGGCUCUGGCGUGUGGCCACGGGCGAGUGCGUGCAGACGCUCGAGGGCCAUGAUAACUGGGUCAGCUCGGUGGUCUUCUCGAUCGAUUCGACGUUCGUAGCGUCGGGCUCUCACGACAAGACGAUCCGGCUCUGGCGCGUGGCCACGGGCGAGUGCGUGCGGACACUUAAGGCUGGGUUUACUUCGUUCCGCCUGUCUUUCGGCCACGGCAAGUCAAGUUUGAUGACCGAUUGUGGUGCAAUUGCCACACAAGUGGAGGCAUCUGAAUGUUGUCUGACUGACGCUGUCGCCAAUGCAACGGAUGUUGUUUACUCCUUAUUCGGCAUCAGCGAAGAUCAGACCUGGAUCACAUGGACUGGAAAGAAGUUGUUCUGGCUGCCCAAAGAAUAUCGGCCCUCCGCCUCUGCAGUAUCUGGGUCUAACAUCGCGAUUGGCUGCCGGAGGGGUUGCGUAAAACUCAUUGGAUUUUCGCAUCAAGGUCUCUCACAGAAAUUCACGGAUCAAGGAGAGUGA
Molecule: messenger RNA, 3951 nt
Organism: Purpureocillium lilacinum
Lineage: Eukaryota; Fungi; Ascomycota; Sordariomycetes; Hypocreales; Ophiocordycipitaceae
Source: RefSeq, a predicted model, not a curated record